This is a messenger RNA of Siniperca chuatsi (mandarin fish), 3089 nucleotides long. Its product is annotated as pancreatic secretory granule membrane major glycoprotein GP2-like. Lineage: Eukaryota; Metazoa; Chordata; Actinopteri; Centrarchiformes; Sinipercidae. The transcript is spliced from 14 exons. The record is from RefSeq and is a predicted model, not a curated record. Bases 137 to 2026 code for a protein of 629 amino acids.
UGUGUUUGAUUCUGUCUAGUUUGAUGUUGUGGUCAACGGUAAAACAGUCAAUACACUGAAUAUUAAGGGACGUACUUCAUACUUAGACAUCAGCGGAUGCAGACACUCAGGUGUUCUGUAUAAACCUGGUGCAGUGAUGAGCUCAGACCCAGAAACCUGCUCCAGUCUUGUCUGUAGUGAGACUGCAGUCUCCACGUCCACUGGCUGUGGCCCCACGGAGCGUUGUGACGGCAGCGGCAGCUGCAUUCUUGACCACAUCUGCACUGUGACCGGCCCCACUGUCAUCGACUUUCUCGGCCAAGUUAACUCUGUCGACGAUCGGUGUGCGUACUCUCUGAUGUCGGGUUCUUCAGUCCCAGACUUAUACGUGCUGGCGAACUUCCAGGAACGCCGUCGUAAAGAUGUGAGCUUUUUGGACAGUGUGACACUGCGACUGAACAGGACGGGUGUUGACAUUCAGCUGGAACAAGGCGGGAGAGUUCGGGUGGACAACAGCGUGCUGACCCUCAACAGCUCGGCUCAGCUAGUUAACGGAGUGGAGCUCUCUAAGGAUCAAACUGGAGUCACUGCCAGGUUGUUGAUCUCAGGCUACAAUACUACUGUCUUCUUUGAUGGCAACACGGCCCAGAUCCACUUCACAGGACCUGCUGGAGAAGAUCCAUCUCUGCAGGGUUUGUGUGGCAGCUCCAGCAGUUCUUUGAGUGAAGUGAGGCUCCCUCAGUACAGUGCCAGCAAUCAGAGCAGGGGAACAGUCCUGACCCUGUGUUGUGUGUCGCCCCCUAGCUGUACGAUGCAGUACACUGACACUGCUGACAGUACGAUCAACUGCAACACGACGACUGAACGCUGUAAUCUCCUGAAGGAGGCGCCCUUCACCACCUGUCACAGCCACACCGACCCAAAGCCCUACAUAACUGCCUGCACUGAAACUUUGUGCAAUUAUCCUGCAGUGGACGGUCUCAACUGUCAGUUCCUGGAGGCCUACGCCAGAGCCUGCAGCCUGCGCAGCAACGACGAACUGGCGGACUGGAGGUCAAAGGCCGGAUGCUCCCCCCCUCAGGUCUUCUGUCAGGACAGGAUCUGCAGUGCUCACGAGUUCUGUGCUGAGAAGACGGUCGGUGGUGAACACAGCUGCUUGUGUCGGGCCAUUUUUGCCUCCCCGUACAGACUGACAGGCACUUUCGGUGAGCAGACAGUCUGCGGGAAGAACUCUGGUUCAGUUACUCUGGUCGGUUGUCUCCUGGAGGAAAAAGGCAUCGACUUCUCGUCCUUACACCUCAAUAACCAGACCUGCACGGGUCAGAUGAACGAGCUGACCCACAUGUUGACCUUCAACUUCGACAGCAGCAACACCUGUGGGACGGUGGCCACGGCUGAAAACAACCAACUAAUCUACAAGAACACCAUCACGUCCCAGAACAGCUCCUCUGACAACAUCAUCCGCCACAACCAGUUAUACAUCGACUUCUCCUGCUUCUACACUCAGCCAGACAUCAAGACUGUGGCCUUCAAAAUCAGAGACAGCUCUGUGAUCCAGCAGAUCGUUUCUGGAGCUUGGAAUUAUACUUUGAGCAUGAAGGCCUACACCGAUGCCGGCCUCACACAAGCUGUGGAGUUGAGCACUGAAGUCCAGCUGGACCAGAAGAUCUGGGUGGAGAUGAAGACUGAUGGGCUGGAUGCCGGCUUGGUCGCCGUGGUGACCGACUCCUGCUGGGCGACCAAUCAGCCAUCGCCCAAUGGGAGUCUGAGAUACGACCUGAUCACGAAUGGCUGUGCGAACCCCGCUGACCGGACGGUGAAGGUGGUGGGAAACGGACUGGGAACGUCCAACUACUUCUCCUUCAACAUGUUCUCGUUCCCCAGGAGCUCUGGUGACAUCUACCUGCACUGCAAACUCAACCUGUGUGGCAGACAGAACAAGAGCUGUGCCCCGAUUUGUAACAGAGCUGAUCGGAGACGCAGAUCUGCCAGGGUGAAAUAUGAAAAUGAAGCCCCAGCCUUCAUCACCAUGGCGUGGACUAAUUAGAUCACGAAGGAUCAAAGAAAGCAAGAAGGAAAGAAACAUGACGAGUGGGGACAGGAGGGUUUUUCUGUUCAGGUUUCAGACUCGGACUGACUGACAGGCUGUCGACCUUCACAAUGAUUCCUGACUUUUGCUUUUUGAUUAAGUGGAAGCUUGGGAUUAACAUGUUAUUUGUUCUAAAGUAUAUCUACACUCCAACAAAUAACAAUAAUCAGAUAUUAUUAGGGAUUACUAAUGAUUAUUAAUGAUUAAGUGUCGUCUGCAUAUUAGAGUCGGUGAGAGGAAUAAGUAUUGAGUAUUGAUGAGUAUUUGGAGCAGCCAUGUGGACACCACAGUAUAACUUUAAGGCCCUUUAUAUUUACUUUUCAUUAAUAUUAUUAUUAUUAUUAUUAUUAUUAUUAUUAUUAUUAUUAUUAUUAUUAUUUUCAUUCAUUUUGGAGACAGCAGUUUUUGUCAGCUUGUGUCUGUAGCAUGACAUCAGUUCAUCACAUCAGUUUGAUCCAUGGUUGAUAAGAGAAGCUUUGCCACAAUAAGGUUCAGAUGUCCACUCUGAGGAAACAGUGAAUUCAGUGCAAACACAGCAUCAACACGUUGAUUAUUUACAGAUUCCAGUUCAGUCAACGCUGUGUAGCCUCACUGCACCAACAAUCUAAACACCAGAUUGGAUCCUGCUGUCACUCUCAAAGUGACUGACGGGUUUUAUAAGCUGCAACUCAGGACAAGAACUAAAACUAAAAUAAAACUACAUCUGAAUUGUUUUUAAUAAUGUGGAACCUUUGGAAGGAAACAUUGAUUUAAAAAACAUUUUAAUAUUUUGAAUCAUAAACCCAAAAUAUCUUAUUUUAUAAGUCAACAUGAUGUGAUUACACCUCAAAUUUAACUGGCCAACAAAAAUACAUACAAUAAAUAAAACCCUUACAGAGGAACUCUUUAAAUAAAUGUCUAUUGAGCCAAAACUGUUGCCUUCAUGACACUGAGAUAUGACUUGUGCUGUUUCAUCUUUAUUAUGUUACUAUUGUUAGCAACCAAAAAAAAAAAAAUAAAAAGGUUUGUGGGAAAAUCAAAA